Molecule: messenger RNA, 910 nt
Organism: Babjeviella inositovora NRRL Y-12698
Lineage: Eukaryota; Fungi; Ascomycota; Pichiomycetes; Serinales
Product: mitochondrial 37S ribosomal protein uS12m
Exons: 1
Coding region: 39-548 (169 amino acids)
Biological process (GO): translation
Cellular component (GO): small ribosomal subunit; ribosome
Molecular function (GO): structural constituent of ribosome
Source: RefSeq, a predicted model, not a curated record
ACCGAUUGAGAAAUUGACACACACCACGCAAAAAAAAAAUGCUCAGAAACAUGUUCAGAGCGGGCUUUGCCCCUAUGAGACUGGUUUCGACCCAGCUUACUGGCUUUACCCGCGCCCCUUUCGCCGCCAUGGCUUCCUUCAGCACAACCGCCCAGCGCUUUAUGCCCACUGUCAACCAGAUUAAGAAGGGCGCCUGGAACCAGCAACCGCGCAAGCCGUACAAGUCAAAGGCGCCAGAUUUGGGCCAGAACCCGUUCAAGAAGGGUGUGGUGGUCAGAGUUAUGAUUUUGAAGCCAAAGAAGCCGAACUCUGCCCAGAGAAAGUGCUGCCGUGUCAGAUUGACAAACGGCAGGAUGGUUUCGGCCUACAUUGGGGGUGAGGGCCACAACGCCCAAGAGCACAGUGUGGUGUACGUCAGAGGUGGCCGUUUGCAGGAUGUGCCGGGUGUCAGAUACCAUACCGUUAGAGGAGCCAUGGAUUUGAAUGGUGUUGCCAACAGAAUCUCCUCCAGAUCCAAGUACGGAGUGAAGAAGCCAUCAAAGGACUAAGCCGGUUGCCACUAGAGGUGAGCUUGGAUGGGGCCGUGUACAUUUACUAGCCAUGCAAAGUGUAAAUAGAAGCAUGGAUGUUGAAAGCUGUAGGUGUGGGAGCGUAGCACCGAGUCAGGCUUGCUAAAUUUGUUCCAUCUUCCUGGCGAGAGACUAGCCAGGAAGGUUUGAAAUAGGCACCCGAGUUUACUAACGUGUGGUUUUGUCUAAACCGGUUAUAGGUGGGGGUUUAGGCGUGCUCACUUAAAGCGACGACUGGGACUUUGAAGGCGAUUGCGUAAUAGUCUCGGCUUAGUCUAAAAGGCUAACAGACUUUUGGGGGUUAGAUGAUGUCAUAGAGGAACACUUAUGGGGAUAAAGUA